AUGCACCUCAUCCGCAUCAUCCAAUGUGUUAUUCCCUUCGUCACUCUCUGCCUCGCCCAGGCUGAUGAUCGAUCCCUUACCCUCAACCUGAUCAACCAGGCUCGCGCGGCUCAAGGAGUCCAGCCUCUCACCUGGAACGACAACCUGGCCUCUUAUGCCCAGUACUGGGCAAACAUCAUGGCGGCUGGCCAGCAGCCCUUUUCGCACGCUCAAGGUUCUUACCGGCCUCAGCAGGGAGAGACGCUGUUCGAGUACCAAUCGUCCCAAUGCGAUGCGGCCUACGACAGCCCCCUGCAGAAGGCCGCACAGACUUGGCUAGCACAGGCCUCGCUCUACAGCGGAGCGCCUAUCGCGGAUGGACACGAGCCCUGGCUUCACUGGUCACAGUGCAUGUGGUCGACGACGACGCAGAUUGGCUGCGCUCGAGCCUACAGCAUCUCGGAGGCGUACAAGGUGUACGACGUGUGCCGCUUCUUUCCAGAGGGCAACAUAGUUGGACAGCGGCCGUUUUAG
Messenger RNA from Trichoderma citrinoviride, 513 nucleotides. Its product is annotated as PR-1-like protein. The record is from RefSeq and is a predicted model, not a curated record. Bases 1 to 513 code for a protein of 170 amino acids. The transcript has 3 exons. Lineage: Eukaryota; Fungi; Ascomycota; Sordariomycetes; Hypocreales; Hypocreaceae.